AUGACUGCCUCUUUAUCAUGCACCUCAGCUGGUGAAGUCAAUGGAAGUUCUGUCACUGGAUCUGGUUUCAGGGUCUCAGAACUUGCCCCACCAUGCAAAGCCCUUUUGACCCAUCCCAAAGGAGCUGGAGAGAUGUUAGAAGAUGGCUCUGAGAGAUUCUUCCCUGAAUCUGUUUUCAGCUAUCCAAUGGCUUCUACACUUAAACAGGUGAAACAUGAUCCGGAAAUUGCUCCCAUGGAUAAACUAGCCAGUUUGGUAGCAGAGCUGGAGGCAGAUGAGUGA
Molecule: messenger RNA, 282 nt
Organism: Choloepus didactylus (southern two-toed sloth)
Lineage: Eukaryota; Metazoa; Chordata; Mammalia; Pilosa; Megalonychidae
Product: anaphase-promoting complex subunit 16-like
Exons: 1
Coding region: 1-282 (93 amino acids)
Biological process (GO): protein ubiquitination
Cellular component (GO): kinetochore; cytosol; anaphase-promoting complex
Source: RefSeq, a predicted model, not a curated record